Molecule: messenger RNA, 2849 nt
Organism: Durusdinium trenchii
Lineage: Eukaryota; Dinophyceae; Suessiales; Symbiodiniaceae
Source: the annotation of a GenBank genome assembly
AGCUCCUCAUGGCUCAAGGCAGCAUUGACUGCACUUCCUACAAGCUCGCACAAAGUGUGAGUUUUUCCAUGGAGCCUCCGGAGCCUCUCCAAGAGAUGGCAUCGCUACAUGGAACGUUUUCAAAAGUGCUGGCAGAAGCUGGUCAUGCCAUUGGCAAAUCCGGAGACGGUGUCAUUUGGGAGUGGGAGAGGGCCUGAGAAGUCAUCAGUUUGAUGAGAACAGCUUCGUGAGAUAUUUCAUGUUCGCGGUCACAGUUGCCACGUCGUCCAAUUUUUUUCGAUGUUUAGUUUCAUCUUAGGACUUGGUGAUGACGUGAAUUGACCGUGAUAGACCUCUCUUUUUUUGCCAUGAUAUGUUGUCAUUCUCACAAAAGUGGCCGAGAUGUUACGCAGAUUCCAGGUUUGGGAUUCCACAACGACCACACCUGCAACACGCUUUGUGUUUCACCUCCACCCAUGGAGGGUUAAAGGAAGUGGAGACCUCAAACUGAUGCGAUAGACCAGGUCACCAUCAGCAGCAGCUCCGUUUUGGAAAAAGGACAGAUUUUGGCUCCAAAAACAGGUCACAGACUUCCCAAUCCGAAAGUAGUAGCCUUUAGACCUGAAGAAAGACAAGAUACGAAGACCUCAUCAUCUCUGUCAUCACUUUAAAUCCGGCCAAAUCCAUUCGCCCCGAAAGAACCAAAGCAAACAAACGACGUCGGAUAUCGGGGGCGCGACAUGCCAUCAUGGGUCGCGUCGGGAAGGUCCAAUAGCUUCAGAGUCAAGUCUGCCAGCUUCAGAAGCUUGAGCGAACGCCGGCAUAGACGGCUGCGCCUGGAGCCUGCGGCUAGCUUCUGACGGACAAGACUGCUACUGCUCCAAGGUUCCUGUUUUGAAGAGGAACAUGUAGCGAUUCCACUGAAGAAUGUCAUUACAUGUUAGAAGAGAUUCACCAAAACUUGUUGCUUUUGAAUUGACGUGCUCAAGAAGACGGCAUUCAAGCGCGCGCAGAAGCUCGCAGAAAUCACUUCUGCAACAUGCCGCACUCACACCCCUCGACCGCGUGGAAAACAUCCAACAAGAACUCACAGCUGCCGGUGACGGAUCUUGCUCGGUUCGAUUCAAGUUCUUCUCACUUUGCUUGGCACUAUAAAGGCUUUAAGUUCGGCUUUGACUCAGCGCAGGCUGCAGUUCCAUUUGGUUCAAGGUGCUCAGAGGUGCUCCGAGCCUCACCUUGAGUAAUGCUCAGCUGGUUAGAGAAGGCGACAUGGGAUGCAGCAGCUCUACAGUGGUGAGGUAUCAGCCUCUGAAACAGAGGGAUGAUGAUGCUGGCGAUGUCCAAGACAUCUUGCCAGCGGAGAGACAACCGAUCAGCGCUAUUCAUCCAACGAGUCACGAGGUCCAAGACAUCUCGACCUCAGCUCUGGAGUGUGAACAGGAAUUUGCACCUCCACAGAUCGGUGCCACGGAUCACCGAGCAAGGAGCGAUGUUGAAGACAUCAGCCAACAAAUCGAACUGACUGACCGGUCCAGGUCACUGCGUUACGCCUUACUAGCCCAACAUGACCUUGAAAACCAGACGUCGAUCACUGGGCGUUACCUCAAAGCACAGAUAGUGUGGACCUCCGAGUUCAAGUACGACGAUGGAGCACUGUCAAAGCACCAGGUCGAGGACUUUGGUCUUCUUUUGAGCUUGGACUUCGCAGAAGGUCUUCAAAUUCAAAGCUUGGUGCUGGUGCCGAAAGAAACGCAGGAACGGCUUGAGAAGAAGGUGAAGAACUCCAGCAGCCAAGAUCACGAUGGGACCAAGAUCCUCGAAACCCUGAUCCACUUGGAGGCCUCUGAGUUUGUCCUAGGCUUUUCCUCGCACGAGGUCUUGGACGACAACGGGUGUGUGUCCCACUACCACCCAUCCAUCGUGAUCAGCAGCGAGCAAGGAGAACGCAGGCUCGAGCCACUGUCACGUCACCUCCUGUGGCCGGAACCAGAAGUUGGUGGACUGCUCAAGCCUUUGCCGGAGAAGCUGAUAGUGCCUGAUGGCUUGCUGAAAGAAGAGACGGAGAAGGAGAAGAUCGAGGAGAACUCACAGGAACCAUCAUGCUGUCGUGCAUGCGUACAGACUAUGGCAGAGUGGUUCACCGCCGAAGCGAACCCUGCCGCCAUCGCCGCUUUUCGGAGCAUGCGAGGCGCCUCGCAGCGGGACCACCUCCUCGGAGUGGUCUACGACCAGACGACAACGACGUGGGAUGUGAAGAUCCUCACUGGGCAAACGGCGAUGUUUUGGUUCGAGCUGCUGUGCUUGGACUGCGUGGCCUGGUAUGCAGACGUGCUGCUUGAUAUCAAGCAACUGGUACUCUUUGCACGAACAGCAAAGAUGCAAUAUCUGCUGUUCAAUUUGGCCGGGAUGGCGGCUCCCGUCAUAUUGUCGAUGCAUGAGACCGUGGAAUGGUUCAACCGCCCAGCAACUCCAGCACUUGAUUCAUUGCGACACACAGCAAAUAUGUCCUUGAAUGUUCUGAUGGGAGCAAUGCUGGGAGGCAUCGCACUGCAGUUGCAAAUGCUUUUGCUGACCCUUUGGUCUGCAAAGCACCGCACAAGGCACCCACUGCUGGCAGGAACCAAACACGCCGAGGCUCAGCCAGGGGGCCAUCAAUUCACAAGGGAGGGGGCAUGGUGUCCAUCCCGCGCGCACACACCACGUGUGUAAAACUCAUGAGUAGGGAGGCCACAGGGUGGCCUGAGCACUUGAAUGUUACCUACUUAAAACUAUCAACGAACCUGCAAAUCGUAUCACCUCAUACUAGGGUUGGCCGGCUCGAACCAUCAUUUGAUUGCUCGAAGUUGCAAAUAUUGUGUUGCGUUGGCUAA